Cottoperca gobio is the source of this 1293-nucleotide messenger RNA. RefSeq names its product OVCA2 serine hydrolase domain containing (gene ovca2). Lineage: Eukaryota; Metazoa; Chordata; Actinopteri; Perciformes; Bovichtidae. Gene Ontology annotation, molecular function: hydrolase activity. Gene Ontology annotation, cellular component: nucleus; cytoplasm. Bases 277 to 951 code for a protein of 224 amino acids. The transcript has 2 exons. The record is from RefSeq and is a predicted model, not a curated record. Gene Ontology annotation, biological process: response to retinoic acid.
GGGUUUUACUUUGAAAAUAAUGUACGGAAGUACUUUUAGUUUCUUCCGGCUGACUUCCAGCAGUCUACCAAAUUCGUUGAACUUUGGCUAUUUUAAUAGCUAAGUAAGUCUUUCGUCGUUCAAAUAUUCAGCUCUGUAUUUUAUUUGAUCACUUACAAGUGUGUGCUGUUCGACAAAGACUUGUUAUUCAUAUAUAUUAAGGUUAUAUCCUCCAACCGGUAAUUGAAACUAACUUCUCUGGCUAGCGUUAGCUAAGUUAGCUAGGCUAACCACUCCAUGGCGCCUCUCCGGGUCCUGUGCAUUCACGGUUACCGUCAGAACGGCAGCUCGUUCCGGGAAAAGACGGGAGCGCUGCGGAAGCUGUUGAAGAAACACGUGGAGCUCGUUUACCUGAGCGCACCUCACAGUGUCCAGCAAGCCAGCAGUGAAGCUCCAGAGAAGGAGAAUGGCUCAGGUCCUGGACCUGGAGGUGACGAGGACCCCAAGGGUUGGUGGUUUUCUGACGUCCAGGCUCGGAGUUUCAGCGCUCAACAGCAGUGUGAGGAAAGUCUGGGGCUCGACGAGAGUGUGGCGGCUGUGAGAGAAGCUGUGAAGGUCCAAGGUCCAUUUGACGGCAUCCUGGGCUUCAGUCAGGGAGCAGCUUUUGUGGCCAUGUUGUGCUCUCUUCAGGAGCAAAAACUGGAGCCAGAUUUCAGCUUCCACUUUGCCAUUCUUGUCGCUGGUUUCCCCAGCGCAUGUAAGAAGCACCAAAACUUCUACAACCCUCCCCUCCAGAUCCCCUCCCUGCAUGUGUUUGGACUGGAAGACCGAGUCAUCCCUGACAACAUGAGCAGGGAGCUCCUCCCCUCCUUCCAAGACCCUCAGGUCUUGACACAUCCUGGUGGCCAUUUUGUUCCUGCUGCCUCUGCUCACAGACAAGCUUACCAGGACUUUCUCAAGAGGUUCCAGUGACAAACGAAAGUCAUAGAAACUGGGCUGAAUAAGUGAAGAGCAUCGAAUAAGAACCAAACCAAAGAAUCUUGAUUAUUUAAUUUUCAGAACAAUCUUGUGACACCAUAAUUGAUUGCAGAUGCACUUUGGGUAUAAAUGCCAAGUUCAGAGUUGUGACCUCUGUUCUCUGCAAGCAAUCUUUUCCUCUGAUCUUAUCCAUCCAUACAGAACAAUGACUGCUGUCUUUCUCAGGGAAGAUGUCUUGUAACAGACCAUGAAUUAAGAGACAAUUGUUUUUUUGAUGUUUCUUUUCUGCUCUUUUGUGAGCUGUGUAAUAUCAUUAAAGUUUAUUUACUGAGACUA